GGGGUGAAGAUCUGCGAUGUGUACCAGACUGUGAUGGCCUUUGUGAAGAGGGAGAAGCCGGAUCUGCUGGCGAAGAUCACCAAGAACCUGGGGUUCGCCAUGGGAAUCGAGUUCCGAGAGGCUUCCCUGGUCAUUAACACCAAGAACCAGUACCGACUGAAGAAAGGCAUGAUGUUCAGCAUCAACCUGGGCUUCUCCAACAUGGAGAACAAGGAAGGCAAGAACCCUGAGGAAAAGAUCUAUGCUCUCUUCAUUGGAGACACUGUGCAGAUCAACGAGGAGGGUCCGGCGAGUGUCAUCACCACCGUCAAGAAAAAGAUCAAAAAUGUUGGCAUCUUCCUGAAGAAUGAAGAUGAGGAUGAGGACGAGGAGAUGAAGGAUGAGGCUGAGGAUUUGUUGGGUCGAGGGGGGAAGGCGAACCUCCUGACUGAGAGGACGCGGAACGAGAUGACCUCGGAGGAGAAGCGCCGUUCCCACCAGCGGGAACUUGCCCACCAACUCAACGAGGAGGCCAAGAGGCGGCUGACAGAAAACCGAGGGGAGCAGCAGACCCAGAGGGCCCGCAAAUCCCGGGACUCGUACAAAAACCCAUCGCAGAUGCCGAAGGAGCCGGACAUCAGGAGCUUGAAGAUCUACAUCGAUAAGAAAUACGAGACGGUUAUCCUGCCGGUGUUCGGCAUCGCCACGCCCUUCCACAUCGCCACCAUCAAGAACAUCAGCACCUCGGUGGAGGGAGAUUACACCUAUCUGCGGAUUAACUUCUACUGCCCUGGCAGUGCCCUGGGUCGGAAUGAAGGCAAUCUCUUCCCCAAUCCUGAGGCUACAUUUGUCAAGGAGAUAACCUAUCGGGCAUCAAACCUGAAGGUACCUGGUGAACAGCAGGUCCCUGCGACAAACCUGCAGAACGGCUUCCGAAUCAUCAAGGAGGUUCAGAAACGUUACAAGACCCGGGAGGCUGAGGAGAAGGAGAAGGAGGGGAUUGUGAAACAAGAUUCGCUGAUUAUUAACCUGAACCGCAGUAAUCCCAAGCUGAAGGAUCUGUACAUCCGCCCGAACAUCGCUCAGAAGAGAAUGCAGGGCACUCUGGAAGCUCACGUCAACGGUUUCCGGUUUACCUCAGUGCGAGGGGAUAAGGUCGACAUUCUGUACAAUAACAUCAAGCACUCCAUCUUCCAGCCGUGUGAUGGGGAAAUGAUCAUCGUCCUGCACUUCCAUCUCAAGAAUGCCAUCAUGUUUGGGAAACGCAGACACACAGACGUUCAGUUUUACACUGAGGUCGGUGAGAUUACCACAGACCUGGGGAAACAUCAGCACAUGCACGACAGAGACGACCUCUACGCUGAGCAGUUGGAGAGGGAGAUGAGACACAAACUGAAAACGGCUUUCAAAAAUUUCAUCGAGAAGGUGGAGGCACUGACCAAGGAGGAGCUCGAGUUUGAGGUUCCCUUCCGGGACUUAGGGUUUAACGGCGCCCCCUACCGGAGUACCUGUAUGCUGCAGCCCACAAGCAGCUCACUGGUGAACGUUACUGAGUGGCCUCCGUUCGUGGUGACGCUGGACGAGGUGGAGUUGGUUCACUUUGAGCGAGUGCAGUUCCACUUGAAGAACUUCGAUAUGGUGAUCGUGUACAAAGACUACAGCAAGAAGGUCACCAUGAUCAACGCCAUUCCCGUCGCCUCCUUCGACCCCAUCAAGGAGUGGCUCAACUCCUGCGAUCUGAAGUACACCGAGGGGGUGCAGUCCCUGAACUGGACUAAGAUCAUGAAGACCAUCGUCGAUGACCCUGAGGGGUUCUUCGAGCAAGGAGGCUGGUCGUUCCUGGAGCCUGAGGGUGACGGCAGUGAAGCCGAGGAGCAGGACUCUGAGUCAGAGCUGGAAGACGAGACGUUCAAUCCCUCGGAGGAAGAGGAUGACUUGGAGGACGAGGACAGCGAUGAGGAUUACUCCUCAGAGACGGAGGAAUCCGCGAGUGAGGAGACGUUGGGAAGCGAGGAGGAGAGUGGGAAGGAUUGGGAUGAGCUGGAGGAGGAAGCACGCCGAGCUGACCGGGAAUACCAUGAGGAAGAGGAGGACUCCCGGACUCGGAAGAGGAAAGGACCAGUGAUCAACAUCAGCAGCAAAAAGAAGAGACGGAAAUGAGCCUGAG
This is a messenger RNA of Hemiscyllium ocellatum (epaulette shark), 2146 nucleotides long. It is a transcript of the gene supt16h, whose product is annotated as SPT16 homolog, facilitates chromatin remodeling subunit. The annotation marks the transcript as partial. Gene Ontology annotation, molecular function: nucleosome binding. NCBI's taxonomy places the organism in Eukaryota, Metazoa, Chordata, Chondrichthyes, Orectolobiformes, Hemiscylliidae. The record is from RefSeq and is a predicted model, not a curated record. The transcript has 19 exons. Gene Ontology annotation, cellular component: FACT complex. Gene Ontology annotation, biological process: positive regulation of transcription elongation by RNA polymerase II; transcription elongation by RNA polymerase II.